UGGCUGUAAAUGGCACGAUAGGAGACCAAGUGGCUGUAAUGGCACAAGUUUCUAUGAGGAACUUUCAGUGCGUUGGAUAGCCUGACACGAGAAAGCUGAUCUUACCCGUUACUUACUUGUAUAUUACAAUCGCCGUUUAAGAAUAUUUGGAAGCCCUUCUCUCUCUCCUUGAACACACACACACACACACGACACGCGUGAAUACAAUCUCCCAUGGCUGCAUUUGCAACAGCAGAAGCGUGUGACAGCAACGCAGAACUAAUAUCAAACGGAGACCUACGGGCUCUCCAACCAACCUUCAAGAUCUAUGGACAAAGAAGAUGCUUCUCCGGACCAAUCGUGACACUCAAGGUCUUUGAAGACAACGUCCUAGUCAGAAACCAACUAGAGACAAAAGGAGAAGGCGCGGUCUUAGUUAUAGACGGUGGUGGAAGCAUGAGGUGCGCACUUGUUGGAGGAAACCUCGGACAGUUAGCUCAGAACAACGGGUGGGUAGGGAUUUUGGUGAAUGGGUGCGUUAGAGAUGUGGAUGAGAUCAAUGACUGUGAUGUUGGGGUUAGGGCAUUGGGUUCUAACCCGUUGAAGUCUAGUAAGAAAGGUCAGGGUGAGAAGAAUGUGCCGGUUUAUAUUGGAGGGACUUUGAUUAGGGAUGGUGAAUGGCUUUAUGCUGAUAGUGAUGGUAUCUUGAUCUCCAAGACCGAACUCUCCGUCUGAUCCAGAAUGUUCUUCUGCUAAGAGAUUACUGUUGGAGCUGGUUUAUGUGGAAUUAGUAAUAUUCGGUUUAAUAUUCUCAGAUGAAAACGUUUUCUGCAAUUUGUGAAACAAUAUAAUAAUUACAAAAUGUUGUUAUUUUUUCUUAUUCGAAACGAGCUGAAACCUUUAUUUAUUUUGUUA
This is a messenger RNA of Raphanus sativus (radish), 894 nucleotides long. RefSeq names its product putative 4-hydroxy-4-methyl-2-oxoglutarate aldolase 3. NCBI's taxonomy places the organism in Eukaryota, Viridiplantae, Streptophyta, Magnoliopsida, Brassicales, Brassicaceae. Gene Ontology annotation, biological process: regulation of RNA metabolic process. Gene Ontology annotation, molecular function: ribonuclease inhibitor activity. The record is from RefSeq and is a predicted model, not a curated record. Bases 214 to 714 code for a protein of 166 amino acids. The transcript has 2 exons.